UUCAUGUGACAUCUGAGAAAAUUCAUCUCGACAGUAGGAAAAAAAUAAAAGCUUCAGUGCUGCCACGUCAGGAUUACAGCUCUAGAUAACCACCUGGCCGAAAUCACCACAUAACCGGUACAGAAGAGAUCAGCCCGGCGUGAACUUUCUUCAGACAUGGAGAGCAAAUAUAACUUGAAGAGUCCAGCUGUGAAGAGGCUGAUGAAAGAGGCAGCAGAGCUCCGGGACCCGACAGAACAUUAUCACGCUCAGCCACUGGAGGAUAAUCUGUUUGAGUGGCACUUCUCCGUUCGAGGACCUCCAGACUCUGAUUUUGAUGGUGGAGUUUAUCACGGGCGGAUUGUGCUGCCCCCUGAAUACCCCAUGAAGCCCCCCAGCAUCAUUCUGCUCACUCCCAAUGGAAGGUUUGAAGUUGGGAAGAAGAUCUGUCUGAGCAUUUCCGGUCAUCAUCCAGAGACAUGGCAGCCGUCAUGGAGUAUUCGGACAGCCUUGAUAGCGAUUAUUGGAUUCAUGCCAACUAAAGGGGAAGGAGCCAUAGGAUCUCUGGAUUACACUCCUGAGGAGAGAAGAGCUCUCGCUAAAAAGUCUCUUGAUUUCUGCUGUGACGCGUGCGGCAGCUGCAUGCGCUCCGCUCUGCUAGCGCUCUCUCCUGACAGUGACCCGCGACCUGUUGACCCUCAGGCACACAGACUGGCACAGCAGAUCAACUUUAAGGCUGAUUCCAGCUCAUCGGCUGCAGACAGUGGCAGUUCAGCAGCAGCAGCGGCAGCGACUUCCAGUAACAGUGAGAGCUCAGCUACAGCAGAGAGAGACACAGAAGACACGGCAUCAGCUGAGCAGACUGAAUCAUCAUCUGUGGCUCCUCAGACAUCAAGCGAGGGUCCAUCCGUUCCAGCGGCUCCGAGUCCACGUCAGCGACGCUCGCAGAACCAGAUCCAGUCCCCGAGAUACCCCGUGUUCACGGCAUCCCCCGCUGCCCAGCUCCCUCCGCAGGACGCCGGUCACACGGGUUUGGCCGUUCUCAUCGUUCUCCUCACACUCGCACUAGCUGCGCUCAUUUUCCGCAGGAUCUAUUUGGCCCACGAGUAUAAGUUUGAUUACGAGCUAUGAACUCCUCCUACAGCACUUGAAAAGCACCACUGUCGUUCUGCCCACAUCCAGAGCCUGCUCACCCUCGGCCUCAUAGGACAGGAUUUAUGUUUGUCCUUCCUGGACAGAGCUUUGUGUCUUCAGAAGGGAAAAAAGGGGGAAAUAUUUCUGAUGUAUUUGCAGAACAAAACCUGAAGGGGCAAAUCUCAGUACGCUUGUCAAGAACAUGUCAGGGUCUGAUUUCACCCCAAAAAAAAAAAAAAAA
Molecule: messenger RNA, 1354 nt
Organism: Sinocyclocheilus anshuiensis
Lineage: Eukaryota; Metazoa; Chordata; Actinopteri; Cypriniformes; Cyprinidae
Product: ubiquitin-conjugating enzyme E2 J1
Exons: 8
Coding region: 157-1110 (317 amino acids)
Source: RefSeq, a predicted model, not a curated record